AUGGGCAAAACCUGGGAGGAUCUCAAUCUCAUCUCUGAAAGCCUACAGGGCAUCACCUAUUUGGGUUUUGCUCAUCCCUUUCCUGUCCAGUCUACCGUAGUUCCUCUUCUUCUCAGUCGUAAAGACGUUGCUGCCGAGGCAGUCACAGGGUCGGGCAAGACUCUUGCCUUCAUCCUACCGAUUUUAGAGAUUCUUGCAAAGCGUCAUGAUGACUGGAAGAGUCAUGAGGUAUAUCUUAUUGCCUUUCCGGUAACAUUCGCUAUUGGCGUUAGGUCUCCGCGCUUCAAUUCUCUCGUUCUAAGUGGUGGUGCUGCUCAUACUAAGCGUCUAGAGGACCUGAAACGUUUUCAAGCCACUGGCGCAACCAUUCUCGUGGCUACUCCAGGUCGCCUAGUCGAUCUCGUUCAAAAGGCACCCCUCUUUUUGGGUCAGAUAUCCAACAACCAGACCUUCAAUCCUGUUGUUCGGGGACUUCGCAGCUUGGAGAUCCUGAUACUCGACGAAGCUGACCGCCUACUUGAUAUGGGAUUUGAACCACAAUUGAAUGCGAUACUUGGCAUGUUACCAAAGCAGCGACGGACGGGUCUGUUUUCCGCUACACAGACAAACCAACUGGAUGAUUUGUUGCGGGCAGGGCUGAGAAAUCCAGUUAGAGUUGUAGUGAAAGAGAAGGACGUGGCUUCAAUUGUGCAUCAACAAAGAACUCCGUCGACUUUGGAAAACUACUUUCUGGUUGUCGACCCUGCUGACAAAUUUCGUGCCCUCGUCACAUUCCUUCGAAGCCACGCAUCCACAGAGAAGAUUAUCGUCUUCCUCGCUACUUGUGCAGCUGUCGACUACUUCAGUCGCCUCCUUCGUAAUGGCCUCCUCCCCCCCCGCCAGGCCUCCCUUGUUCAUGCUCUCCAUCGCAAAAUGCGCUUGAAACGGGUCGCAGAAUUCGACAAAUUUCGCUCCAUUGAGAGGGGCGUCCUGCUCUGCACAGACGUGAUGGCACGAGGAAUCGAUGUGCCGGGGGUGAAUUGGGUGCUGCAAUGGGAUCCACCCUCGAACGCCAAUUUCUUCGUACAUCGCUGCGGUAGAACAGCGCGAUGCGGAGCGGAGGGUCGAGCAGUUCUCUUCCUUGCACCCACCGAAGUCGCCUACGUGGACUUUCUUCGCAUCAACCAAAACCUUCAAAUGCAUCGAUUUAGCAGCCGUUUCAAUGUUGAAAAGAAGUUGGUCACUCUUGUUGAAAGGGAUCUACCCGAACUAGCUGAUGCCUCCAUCUUGGAAGAAAUUACAAGCGAAUCGAUUCGUGCAAAAGUUCAGCAAGUCUGCAUCAAAGACAGGCUGCUCUACGAGAAGAGCAUCAAAGCUUUCGUCUCCUUUGCUCAAUUCUAUCGCAAGCACGACUGCCGGUUGCUCUUCAAGAUCCAAGGCAGGUGA
Messenger RNA from Echinococcus granulosus, 1425 nucleotides. RefSeq names its product ATP-dependent RNA helicase DDX55. Gene Ontology annotation, cellular component: nucleolus. The coding region runs from base 1 to 1425 and encodes 474 amino acids. The record is from RefSeq and is a predicted model, not a curated record. Lineage: Eukaryota; Metazoa; Platyhelminthes; Cestoda; Cyclophyllidea; Taeniidae. The transcript has 10 exons. Gene Ontology annotation, molecular function: ATP binding; nucleic acid binding; RNA helicase activity.